AUGAAUAAAACGACUGUUUUCGACUCGCCGUACGGCCGCCGUAGAGCAAAUGUGACCAAGGUUCGUUGUCAGGUGCGUGGAUUCGGUGAAGAAUGGCACCUCACAGCAAACUGGGACAGAAGACCUGAUCUUCAACUUAACAUCAAACCACAAAAGAAUUCAAACACAAGGCAAAAUGAUGGCGUUGACCUUGUCAUCGUGGAGGAGAUUCUCCGCAAUGCCAUCAUGGCCGCCACCUUUAACUUCUCGCUGCCCAUGAGGGCGCUACCUAGAGAUAUCAUAACUGCCACCAAUGCCAUCCAUACGAACACAGCCAGACCAACAUAUCCUUCCAUGAGUAACAACACAAAUCGAAUGCCUCAAGCCGUAUACCACACACCCAUCGUACCUUCCAGUACCAACCACGUGUCAUCUAAACCGCCUGCCCUGGCAGAAACGCGCCUCUUAGUCAAAGCCCCCUCUAACAUGUGCCUUGUAGUCAAAGUGAUCAAAGCCAAUGGUUUGUUGGUUCGGAGUGGAGGUAGCAGCAGCAGCGACCCAUAUUGCAUUGCCAUGCUAGAUCAACCGCCUCAGAGAUACAAGACAAACACCAUCGUUAAUACUACCAAUCCAUUCUGGGAUGAACACUUCUUGUUUCAACUAAAUAAUAACUCAAGGGAACUGCGCUUUGAAGUAUGGGACAAGGGAAGCGAAAAAGGAAGUGAUGAUUUGUUCUUUGGUGAGGCUCAGGUGCCGGUGGAUACUCUGGAGCACAUGCGAGGUAGCAGACAUAUUUUACCACUGAGUGGAGUUACGGGAGAUGGUGAGACUGUCAAAGGGUCUCUAACUGUAUGGUUCCUAUUCAUGGAGUCGGCAGAGCAGAAUACCGAGAUCAAACCAAGACAGCCUGUCUCACCCACCAAGCGAGUAGAGACGUCAAGAAGCAUCGCCCCAGACGGUACAGUCAUCACCAUGGUAACAACGACAACAGCCAAGCCCAAGCCUGGGGAAAGGAGAUCUGGAUCUAACGAAGCACCAAUGAGGGUUGUCACGACGGCAGCAUCCCUUCCGACCCCCCAGAGACCGGGGGUAUAUCCCGACGGUGAGGGCGGGAUGGACAGGUCUCAUCAUUCUACCGGUACUCAAUCUUUGGAUGUACCAAGGCAGAGAACAUCUUCAGAAACCAGGCAAGAAUCAAGCACGCCCCCAACGGAAAGAAGUUCACGCUCCGUAGCUGAUGCAGCCAUCAGACAUCUCUCAGAGUCGGCGGAUAACAAACAAAAAACACCAACAAAGAAAAGCACUCUCAUUAUCCAUGGUGUCUCACAGACUCCAAAUGUGGAUCUCUCAACCCUUAGCGAUGAACCAACACAAAGCAAUUUCAAGAGAGAUGCAUCACCGAACCGCAGCAAACGUGGCUUCAAGCUCUUCAGGCGGCGGAGCAAGAAGGAGAAAGCGAUGAGAAGCGUUAGCCUGGAUGAAUCGGAUCUGGACCGGGCCCGUCAGCAGGCUAUACGAAGCUCAGAGGGAACGUCAACCCUACCGUUACCUGAUCAUAGAACUAAUACAUUGGAGGUGCCUAGCCCAGAGACACAUGAACCUAUUAGUGCUGAAUCCUCACCAAGGAGAAGUAAGAGGAAACUGUUUGGUUUCUUGAAGCGCCAGAAGAGUAAAGAGAGGCAGUACAGCUCACAGGGUAGCUUACAACCUAAAGCAGCCAAGGGUAAAGCCCAACCCGUCGUCCCUAGACAGAAUCUUACAGUACCAUCAGGACAACCUAGGUCAGCUAGUACAGAGGAUAUAGACGUUCACCUUCGUUCCCAUGACAACAGAGAUACCAGACCACGCCCAUUAUCCAUGUGACUACUCCACCCCUCUCUGAAACGCUUCCCUCUGCCGAUGUCCACCCCUUACAAGAAAAUCACCUUCAAACUUCGGUUAAACCUCUCAUGACAUGGCGUGUGUUCAGACAUCAGCGCUUGUGAUCAAUAGCGCUUUCAGUCACCAGUGGUGAUCAGUAAAUCGUUACGUACACAUGCUAGCUAUCGCCACUCGCAAUAGAUGGCAAUGGGCGAUCAGGAACUUGUUAUUCAGACUUUAUCGUCACUUACGAUAUAUUGCAAUAGGCGAUGUCAUUCAGAUAUUAUCACCACAUGCAAGAGAUUGGUAGAGGCUUUCAGUAUCAUGUUAUUCAGACGUUCUUACCACUUGCAAGAGAUUGCAGCAGAUGAUCACUGAUAUGUUAUUCACAUAAUCACUACUUGUGAUAGAUUGCAAAAGAGGAUCAGUAACAUGUCAUGUGGUUCUUAUUACCACUUGUGAUAGAUUGCAGCUGGCGAUCAGUUAGAUAUCUUUCUGAAGUUAUCGCCACUUGCGAUACGCGUCAUGGUAAUGCACGUUACUUUCGUAAAAUUAUGUUUCACAAACGAGAUGAUAAUGAUCUAAGCUCUCUCCAGUCAAAAUCACAGAUGAUGAGUAGCGAUUUUUGGGACUUGUUGUCCAUAGGACAAAUGUGUUCUCAAGUGGUGAUUGAUCAUGAGUAAUGAUCAAUUUAAUUUUCACUCAAGAUAAUGGAGUUUUUGGAUGUGUCAACUUUCACGGAUUGAGAUUGAUAAUGAUAAUCUCAAUUGGCAAUAACGUGUGAAUUGGGGGAAGAGGCACCUUUCUUGCCUCCUGUUUCCUUCUGUAAUCCCUUCAGGACAAUGUUUACUUUAGGCUAUAGUUAAAAUCCUCAUAAUAUUGUUAGAACAUGGAAGGAUUAUAUAAACCAAGUUUCCUUUUUCUUUGAUAGACACUAACCUGGACCUUGACAGUCAUACUGUACUAAAAAGUUAUUUGCCCUUGUAAAGGACUAGAGAUAUUUUACAGAGUUAUUUCAUUUGUUGUAGAAAUUUACAGAUAUGUAUUCAUGUAUAUGCUUAAUACUACAGGAGAUGUACACUUUAAAUUUCAUGGACUUGCAAACAAAUCUAGAUUGGCUGUUAAUUGUGACGAGCCGAAUAUUAGAUAUAUUUUUAAACCAAAAGUUAAACAAUUCAAUCUCAAGAGAUUGAAAUUAAAUCAUUUUAGAUUUAUAUUCAAAUCCACAAAGUUUAAUUCUACACUGUUCACUAGCCUGUAAGCACAGAUUCAAUUUUGACACUUUAACCAAUAACAGGUCUAGAGUGAAGACUAGAUGUCUGUGUCAAAUAAGAGCCAGCCACAGAACAUAGUGAAUCUAGUCUCACUCAUUCAGACUCUGCAUUUUACACUAUGCAAAUUGUUAGAAUCAAGGGUCUGUGUCUGCAGGCUAACUAUUCACAUUUGAUCUAGAUUUAUUCUUAAUUUUAGAAUUUAGAGUGUGUAUGGAAUUUGAAUAGAAGAUUGGAAAUAAUUUAGAUUGUACUGAAUGUAAUUCAUUACAGAAGUUUGAAAAAAAUCAUAUUUGAAGUCUCUUAGUUUGUUGUGUGAAAUGAAGAAUUGUCAUUAAAUGAAUUUAAUGGAAUUUAUCAGUAAAUUUCUUAGAAAUGAAUUUAUUUGCUGAAAAUGAUCAUUUGGCAAAUAAAUUAGUCAUCAGUUUGGGUUGCAAAAUGAGGAAUGUUUCUUGGAAAUGAUAUGCACUUAAAAUGAUAAUCAUGCUAACUGAAAUGAAUAAUUAGUAAUUAUUUAAUGAGUGAUAAAAUUCAAUACAAAGCAACGUUCUUUGCUUUGCAAAAUUAUGAAUUUAUAGUGGUACUAAAAUUACAAAAUGAGAGAUUUCCAAAAAUGGUAAUAUUAGAUCAGGUUCAAACAUGUGCUUUGAUUUUAAAAUACAUGGUAUAAAUGUUUUUAGUGAAAUUUAUCUGAUUUAUAUUACUGGUAGUCAUUUUACCGAUUUACUGAUUUCAGUUCAAAGAAGAUUCAAAUCAAUGCAGUUUGUUUUGGUUUUCACACUUCUAAAUUAGGGUGAAUUAUCUGAUUCUAUGAUUGAUAAGGUGACUAAACUUUCCCUGUUUUGAAAAGCAUUCAAGAAUUUCAUGGCUUUGUUACAUAAAUCCCAGAAAAAAGCUACAUUUGCUUCAUAUCGUUUGCCAUUUUAUAGAUGUAGGUACAUUUUUAAAAGCCUUUAUUUUGUAAAUGUUCUGAGAGAACGCCCAUAUUUAUUGCAUUUCGUGUGCGCAAGUUAAAUGAGCUGGUCUCAAUAUAAUUUGCAUAUAUUUUUUCUUUGUUCACAUUUUUUUUUUGGGGGGCGGGGGUCGUUGUUUGCUAUAAUAUCAUACUCAAAAGUAAUUUGCAUCGUAGAUUCUUGACUUUGCAAGAAAACGUGUACACUGCUGAAAACAGUGGUGUUAACUUAAAUCUACACUAAAUUAGUGUUGUAUAUGGUGAGGACGGCACCAAGGUGUCAAUUUCUACACCCUUUAGUGUCAUUCUGUUUGUGAAGUCAAUCUCAACAUUUGGUGUCAUUUUAACACCUGUUUGAAAUAAGAAAUUAUCCUAUAUUCUAUUUAGCACCGUGAUAAGAAGUAGCAUUGUAGCAAUUAUUAUAUUUGGAAAUGCACACAGAACUAGUUAAUCAAUUUCACUAUACAGUAUAAAAUGUACUUUUAUGAAUGUUAAUGAAAUUUAAAGCCUUGAUUUUAUUAAAUUUAUCUAAUUUCAUUAGGUGUACCAAAGGUUGGUUUAUUUUCUAUUCUAAUGCUGGAUCUUUCGGAAUUGUCUUUCACGCAAUGUUAUGUAUGCCCAGCCCACACUAUUUAUUAAUGCCCUGUUUUCAUGAAACCUAUUAUGUAUGAUAACUCUACUAUCGCUGGUAACUACUGUCAAAACGUUACCCCC
Molecule: messenger RNA, 4776 nt
Organism: Lytechinus pictus (painted urchin)
Lineage: Eukaryota; Metazoa; Echinodermata; Echinoidea; Temnopleuroida; Toxopneustidae
Product: phospholipid transfer protein C2CD2L-like
Exons: 15
Coding region: 1-1842 (613 amino acids)
Source: RefSeq, a predicted model, not a curated record